GCGCGCGCCGCGUGCGUGUCUCUCGCUCACAAACACUCGCGAACUCAGCAGAAGCGGCGGUCGUCCGUGCGACGACGGCGCAUCGGGGCACGUCGUGCGUCGAGCGUCGCGACGAGCCAUCAUCAGCCAGCUCUCCGAGAGGAACACGCACGCAACCGGACUUCCUCGACUCUCGUCUUCCUAUUCGUCUUCAACUCCCGUCGCACUCCAAGACGCGAUGAAAGAGACGUCUGUAAAGCAGGAGGUCAAGAUGGAGUGGGACGGUCACGCGGACGACACCUCGCCUCAUGUUCACGGGGCGGAAGAUCAGAUGGCCGGGAGUCCUCAGAGCGUCAUCACGACGAGGCGGCAUGUGAGGACGAUCACCACUGCCGGUCACAUCAAGGACAGCUCCGAGGUCGACCCGGAAUCGCCGGACUCGAAUUCGCUAACUGGUAAUCUUCAUCAGGGACUUCACCAGCGGGGGAGCGAGCAGCACGAACAAACCCGGGGUUACCAAGAGGAGCAGCAGCAGACUCAUCAGCCGCAGGGCCACUACGUCCCGAUCCCUCACUCAGGCGUUGACGAUCAGCAACGAGCGACGGAUCAGCAGCAACGCGUCGUUUACUCCACCAGUAACGGUCAGCAGGUUCAAGUCGAAGUCUCGGUCGAGACCCCGGAGGCCAUCACACUUACGGUCAAGGAACCGCCGAGAUACGAGACGCCCGCGCCCGAUCGUAUGGAAGUGGAGCAGAUCUAUGCCUAUCAGGACAGUCACGAGGUGCGAAGGGAGAACCAUGUGAUCACCGUGCAGGUGGCCGAUCAUCAUCGGAGGGCGCAGCAGGCCGGCCACGGCCAGAGAUUCAGUCCCCACGAGAACCAUCAGGCGUCCGGGACGAGUAACAGCAAUGCCACCAGGUACCAGGCGUCACCGGUGCUGGCCACGACGGAGGAUUACGACACCUCGGCGAUCGUGACGCAGCCGGGAUCCACGGUCCACCUGGGGUCACCCGCGCCGCCGUAUUCGCCGCCGAUCGACAGUAUCCGCGGCCAACAGCCGCAACAACAGCAACCGCCGCCGCAGCAACUCGUGGCGACGAGUUAUACCGACGCCAACGCCGUCGUCAAGUACGACACCGAGGCCGCAGUGGCUGCGGAGAACAUCAAAGCCUCCAACACCUACACCACCCUGGAGACGGUCGCCAUUCCGCCCACGCAGGCUGUCCAGUACACGCAGUAUCUGUCGGGCAACGAGAGCUUCCAGCAGGCAUCGACGUACAGCUACACCAAACCAAGUGAUUCGGUUAUACUGGCGUAUCCACCGGCGACACAACUCAGCUCGAGGCCCACCGAGGUGGAAUCCCCCGGCAACACGUACAUAAAGGGCGAUCCCACGCUGGCGUCAUCCCUGACCGCCUCCCGGACAGUCCCGUUGCACUACGAGCAACCCGGCUCGCCGGGUUCGCAGGUGACGCUUUACAACACGGCUCCGCCGUCCUAUCAAUACGUGAAGCCGCCGCCGAGCGAUCCUUACUGGACGACCGGCACACCCUCGCCCCCGACUCUGGAGUACGUAUCGAGCUACCCGAGCAUCACCACCAUUUCCGUGAGCGACGCCAACAUGCAGCUGUACGCCGGUGGCAGCUACAGCGUCACCGGCGGCAACGGGCCGCCGUCCGCCUGGACCACGCUCCCUCUGUCCGGCGCUGAAGAGACCUUCGACAAUCCCGUCAUGUCGUCGGAGCCGAAGGAAUGCGUCAAUUGCGCGGCCAGCAUGACGCCCUUGUGGCGACGAGACGGCACAGGGCAUUAUCUCUGCAACGCUUGUGGGCUCUACAGCAAGAUGAACGGGAUCAACAGGCCGCCAAUGAGGUGCUCCAAACCGAAGCAGUCGGUCACACCGACGAGCGUGCGGAGGACGGGGGUGCAGUGCGCGAAUUGCAAGACGAGCAACACCACGCUCUGGAGACGGAACAACAGUGGCGAGCCGGUCUGCAACGCCUGCGGGCUUUACUAUAAACUGCAUAACAUGAACAGGCCACUUAGCAUGAAAAAGGAAGGGAUACAGACGCGUAAGAGAAAACCAAAGAGUCACACGAACAUGAGCGGCAACCUGCCUGGGCCCAGUGGUAUCCACAAGGCCGACAUAAAGCCCAAUCUACUCGUGGACUCGUUGCAGUUGAACGUGUAUGCAUGCGGGGGUGGGGGUGGUGGAGGGGUCGAAGAGCAUUGUCUUCCUGUAGGUACACCAUCUACGGCACAAUUAGCGCAUGCACACUCGCCCCUCGCAUUACCUACCGCCGCCGUGUUGAAUCGCCAAACCACCCUUACCGUGCCACCACUAGAACCAAUCACUAGUCAGUCCAGCGGCGACCUCGCCUCGGUUAUAACGUCGACAACCACCGCUCACACCGAGAGAUCAUAGGAAAAGGAUCACUUCGGCGAAAGCUGUUCAGUUAUUGCGAAUUUGGAAUUGUGUCUAGGAAACAAUUAUUGAGAUGUGUGUUCCUACCGCUUAUUUAUAUUUAUUAUGAAGCAUUAGUUUUACUUAACAAUUCAUUUUCUGCUUAUAAAAAAUCGAAACGCGUCGCGCAUUAUUAUAUCGACGCGUUCACUUUAUCCUUUCUUCCUUCGACACUUUUGACCGCGUUUAUCGAGCCCAAACGACUUUUGCAAAAUGAUGGAAACAUAUGCUUCGUGUAACGUAUAAACGGGUAUAAUUUCGAUAAAAUUUUCUAGUACGCUUUUCUGUGCGUAAUUUUGUACAUAUACAAUUACAUUCCGUUGUCCAAAGAUACACGUAUAUCUAUAUAUAAGGAUAUGUUUUAAUUUCCU
Messenger RNA from Dinoponera quadriceps, 2814 nucleotides. Its product is annotated as box A-binding factor-like. Gene Ontology annotation, biological process: negative regulation of transcription by RNA polymerase II; positive regulation of transcription by RNA polymerase II. Bases 218 to 2404 code for a protein of 728 amino acids. The transcript is spliced from 8 exons. Gene Ontology annotation, molecular function: zinc ion binding; DNA-binding transcription factor activity, RNA polymerase II-specific; RNA polymerase II cis-regulatory region sequence-specific DNA binding. The record is from RefSeq and is a predicted model, not a curated record. Lineage: Eukaryota; Metazoa; Arthropoda; Insecta; Hymenoptera; Formicidae.